GGAAUGACGUAUGUCGUUUGUCGUAUCUGUCUGCCAAUCUGCUGUUCUAUUAAUUUUUCUUUUCAAUCACUAUCUUUUCGCGUUUAAAAUAUAAAAUGGCUAAGGCCAUGUACAAGUGUUAACAUUAUUAAUUUAUUAUUUUUACGUUGUGUUAAUGUUUCAAAGUAAUAAGCAAAAAUGAGUGUGUUCAAAUCUGCAAUGGGGUACUUCAGCUCUGGAAGUGCCAACGGGGGCAGUGAUAAUGAUUUUGUUGGUCAAUUUGUCGAAAUCGGAAACAUGAAACUUAGGGUCAAAAAAGUUAUAGCAGAGGGUGGUUUUGCAUUUGUAUUUGUUGCUCAAGAUGUUGCAUCUGGAACGGAAUAUGCCUUAAAGAGGCUAAUGGCAGCGGAUGAGCAGGCCAAUAAAAAUAUUAUACAAGAAAUUAGUUUACUAAAGAAGCUUUCCGGACACCCUAAUAUAAUUAAAUAUAUAGCUGCCUCUUUUAUUGAUAAAACGAAAACAACUCAUGGGAUGAGUGAAUAUUUGUUACUAACAGACUUAUGUAGUGGAGGCAGUCUAAUGGAGGCUUUACAGAACAGAGGGCAAGCAUUCCCCUUACCGACCAUAGUGAGAGUGUUCUAUCAAGCUUGUAAGGCUGUGCAACACAUGCACGUCCAAGUUCCGCCGAUAGCUCAUCGUGAUCUCAAAUUAGAAAAUUUUCUAAUAUCUAAUGAAGGUACAAUAAAGUUGUGUGAUUUUGGUUCUGCAACAACCGAGGUAUAUACCCCCAAUCCCUCAUGGAGUGCAAAUCAAAGGAACAUGCUAGAAGAAAAUCUGGCCCAAUUCACAACACCGAUGUACAGAGCGCCAGAAAUGUUGGACACAUGGGAUAAUAGGAAGAUAGACCAUGCGGUCGAUAUCUGGGCUCUCGGCUGUAUAUUAUACACUCUGUGUUAUAUGCAGCACCCGUUCGAGGACUCUGCCAAAUUAGCUAUACUGAAUGGCAAUUACACUUUGAACCCGAAUGAUCAGCGUUACAAAUGUUUCCAUGAAAUAAUAAGUGGUUGCCUGACGGUGAACCCCGACGUGCGGAUGUCGAUAAGCGGAGUGCUGGAGCGGCUGGCGGCCAUAGCGGAGGCACAAAACGUCAAUAUGAAGCAACCACUCAAAUUUGAGCGUAAAAAAGUUGAACAAUCUGUGGCCACUAGCUCGCCAGGCGUCAAAGACAACGGGCCCACGAUCCCCGAAGCGUCCCGGCCGCCGGAGCCGGCGCGCCCGCCGCCGCCCGCGCGCCCCCCCGCCGCGCCCCACUACGCGCCCGCACAGCCCCCCUCGGGGGGACUGUUCUCCUCGAUCAAAGAUGGCGCUGGCAGCUUCUUGAAGAACUUGAAGGACACUUCUUCGAAGGUUAUGCAGACUGUGCAGCAAUCAAUAGCUCGAGCGGAUUUGGAUAUCAGCUAUAUAACAAGUCGUGUUAUUGUGAUGUCGUAUCCAUCAGACUUACUGGAGAGCGCUUACAAAACCAAUCACAUUGAGGAUGUCCGGCUGUACCUGGAGAGCCACCACCCGGGCGGCAAGUACUGCGUGUACACGGCGCACGACGCGAAGGCGCGCUUCCCGCGGCGGCAGCUGGUGACGGACGCGUCGCUGUGGCCGAGCGACGAGCACCGCGCGCCGCUGCUGGCGCCCUGCUACGCGCUGCUGCAGCACAUGUACCAGUACCUGGGCCGGGACGACAAGAGCGCGCUCGUCAUCGCCUGCCCGGAUGGAAAGUCUCGAUCUGCAAUGCUGUUGUGUGGGUUACUGUUAUAUGCGAAAUUAGUGACCGUACCCGAAGACGCCCUUCAAAUAUUUGCUGUAAAGCGAACACCUAUUAAUAUGACACCGAGCCAAUUGCGAUAUCUGUAUUAUUUGCAUAAUAUUGUCAGACCAGAACCAGUGUUACCUCAUUUCAGACCAGUUUCCUUAGUAUCACUUACAAUACAACCAGUGCCAUUAUUUACUAAAGCAAGAGACGGUUGCCGACCGUACCUAGAAGUGUUCAACGAAGAUAGAAUAAUCUCUCCCCCGUUACGGAGCUACGAGAGUUUGCACCUUUAUAAUAUGGCUGAAGGAAAGGUGACGCUCCCGCUGGACGCGACGGUGGCGGGCGACGUGCUGGUGGUGGCGUACCACGCGCGCCAGCAGCUCGGCCGCCUGCAGCGCGUGCCCAUGCUCGCCGUGUCCUUCCACACCGGCUUCCUGGCGUACGACCAAUGUAUUUUUAUUACAAUUACUCACACAAACCAUCAAACUUCCAGAUCAGAAAUAGACGGCAUAGACGAGUCAUCACCGGUCAACGAACACUUCUCGUCGAACGUAUCAGUGGUGAUAAGCCUCGUGGUGCAGAACGGUGAACGUCGCAAGCCUCGCAGCGAUGUAUGGGAGGAAGACCACUCGUUCGCCAUACGAACACCUGAUGUUCUGUUCUCGACCACGCUGGAGAGAGACGAGACGGUGGAUAACUUUGCUAAUCUCCGAAGGAACCCGCCCACAGUUCCACCAACAAUAACAGCAGACUAUCCGCCACGUGAAGAGAAACGUCCCCAGCGUCCAGCCCCUCCGUCCCCACAGCGUCCCCCACCACCCGCCAACGUACCGACCAUCCCCAAUACAAUUCCAACCAACACCACAAUUCCUACCAAUUCCACCAUUCCUACUGACACAACGGACACAGCUGAUUUCCUGAACCUCAGUAAGCCGCAAGAGGAAGUAAAGCCGAAGGUGUUGAAGAGCGAAGACUCGUUUGACUUCUUCGGCAUGAUGGAGAAACCGGCAGAUGAAUCGUUUGGCGACUUCCUGAGCAAGAAAGUUGAGGAUAAUCCAGCGCCUUUCUCUGAGAAUAUAUUUGGAGAUCUCCCGCCCCCGCCCGCCUCGACCGCCGCAGCUAACUCUAGCGAUAUUAACUUCGACCCGUUUGGAUUGAAUGACCCUCUGCCUAAACAGGAACCUCUGCUGACCCCCCAAUUGAUUAAAGAGGAAGGUCGAUCGCAAAGCGUGCCACUCGAAAAGGCCCAAGCGCGCCAAGACCCGUUCGCUGAUCUCGGUUCCUUAGGUACUGGAUUGAAUACUGGAUCCAAUGCCAGUAACAUUGGCCAAAAUAUUGGACAAGCACCAAGUGUCCCUCUCACUUCGGCCAGCGUCGGUCCGAAUGUGAUCCCAACCGUCCCUCCAAGUAACGCCGGCGUUGGUGCAUUUGCGGCCAACGUUGGUGCCACACCCAUCACUACACCAAGGGCGUCCCCCGCACAUACACCUUCGCAUCGAGCGCAGACGCCACAACAACCUGAUUAUAGCCGCAGUCACUUCGACCCCCCAAAAGCUCCCGGCGAGGAGAAGGCCAAGAAGCCGAUGGACGUGUUCGGUGACCUCCUCGGUAGUCAGGGGUACGACUUUGCGAAGCGGGACACCGGACCCAAGACCAUGAAUGCGAUGAGGAAAGAGGAGAUGGUCAAAGAAAUGGACCCGGACAAACUGAAAAUUCAUGAAUGGACGGAGGGCAAGAAGGCGAACAUCCGCGCGCUGCUGUGCUCGCUGCACACGGUGGUGUGGGCGGAGUGCCGCUGGGCGCGCUGCGACAUGGCGCAGCUCGUGUCGCCGCACGACGUCAAGCGCAACUACCGCCGCGCCUGCCUCGCCGUGCACCCCGACAAGCAAAUGGGUACACCGAACGAGAACAUAGCAAAAAUGAUAUUCAUGGAACUGAAUAACGCGUGGAGCGAAUUCGAAAAUGACGCUAAGCAACAAAACCUAUUUCAAUCUUAAAAGAUGUUCAAAGGGUAUCGAAAUUAAGGUCUUCAGUGUAACUUCCAAAUCAGUUGAUAAACAUUUAUAUUUCAUUAUUUUUAGUAUUCCUUCAUUAUUUAAACCGCGUAAAUUAUAUUCUUUAGUUUAUAAAAAGCGCUCGACUCAAUUUUUAUUCUUAUGUUUUUAUAUCCGUUAAAUAUAAUUUAUAACACUCUAAUUUAAAUAUAACAAUUUCAAAUGGCGUUCCAUCUUCGUAUUUUAUUUUUAGAGAGUACUUACAUUUUACUUAAUCAUAAAUGAGGGUAGUCAAAGGUAGUCCACAGCUAUUAUUUAUGAAAAAAAAAAAAAUUAUUAGUGUCGUACCAUCAUUGCCUUUUAGUUCGCUGCAGUAAUUGUUGAAGAUGUGCUUAAAUAGUUAGCGUAUGUAUUCAGAAGAUUCCAUUUUUGUUAAAUGCCCUCUUUUAUUUUAUUAUGAUCGUCAUAUCUUCGAAUCGUGGGCUCGUUUUUCUUUAUGUAACGAACUUAACUUGUGUCAGUUGUGAAAAUUAAUGCUUAGCAUAAUUAUUGCUAGAAUAAAUAAUAUACUCAACAUUUAUAGACUUAAUACGUAAUUAUGAACUAGUUGAAAUAAAAUGACGGAUAGACAAAUGUCCCAAAUUUAAACAGAGUAUUGUAUAUAACGUUAAUUCGCUUUUCAAUUAAUUAAAAUAAAUAGAAUUACAUAUUAUAUCUUAAAAAUAAUUAAUACAUCGCUAUUUAUCUUCGUUCUUUCUGGCAACGUAUAAAAAAUUAUAUUGCGAAUAUUCUUAAUCAUAAUUUCACGAAAAUGUUUAAGUAUAGUUAGAUAAAUAUAGGCUUUGAUAAAUUAUUAUUAUAGUUUGCGGGGAUAAAAUUCUAUUUAUUCUUUAAAUUAGUUUAAAAUUUUAUAAUUCUUCUAGACAAAGUCUGAACUGGUACUUAUGUAAAAUAUUAAGUAACUUAAACGUUAUAGUCGUGUUUUUUCUUGUAUUCGAAAUUCGUUAAUUAGAUCGUUAUAAAUACAAGUACAUAGUAAAAAUAAACGUUUCUCACGUGUAGCGUAUGUCGUAGAAGUUAUAUUUUCUCAUUGUAUUAGUGUUAAGUGCGCGUGAUGGAAUAUUUAGUAUUAUGUUCAUAAUCCAAAUAAGAGAUGGUGAACAGUUCUGGUGGUUGAAAAUAUUUAGAUGUCAUUGAGCUUAUAGUGGGAAAAUUUCAAACAUUCCGUUUUCCCGUCCUUAGAUAAAUAUAAUUUUGUCUAUAUUUCAAGCUUGUUAGAAAUGUCCCAAUAUAACGUAAUAGCUUAUUUAUGAACGAAAAAAUAAAAUGUAUAUUUUGAACUGCAAAAUUCAUGUUGCAUUUAGAAUAAUGCAAUUUAUAAAUGUUUUAUAUGUAACAGCCCUCUUAUUUAAACCUGUGCAAUUGUUCCUAGUGUUAGAACUCUUAUAGAUGCUUUAUGGCCUACAAUGUGUAAUUAUAUAACAAUGAGUAAGGCCGCGGGGACACGUUACGUGUAUCCAAUCUGUGUAUAAUUUGCUUUAAUCAAGUAUAUAAAAGUAACAAAGUUGUUCGAAAAUAAAUAUGGCAUACAU
Zerene cesonia (dogface butterfly) is the source of this 5372-nucleotide messenger RNA. It is a transcript of the gene aux, whose product is annotated as cyclin-G-associated kinase. Gene Ontology annotation, cellular component: cytoplasm. Bases 178 to 3783 code for a protein of 1201 amino acids. The transcript is spliced from 21 exons. Lineage: Eukaryota; Metazoa; Arthropoda; Insecta; Lepidoptera; Pieridae. The record is from RefSeq and is a predicted model, not a curated record. Gene Ontology annotation, biological process: positive regulation of Notch signaling pathway; regulation of clathrin-dependent endocytosis; protein phosphorylation. Gene Ontology annotation, molecular function: protein serine/threonine kinase activity; ATP binding; AP-2 adaptor complex binding.